Molecule: messenger RNA, 2973 nt
Organism: Durio zibethinus
Lineage: Eukaryota; Viridiplantae; Streptophyta; Magnoliopsida; Malvales; Malvaceae
Product: hyperosmolality-gated Ca2+ permeable channel 2.3-like
Cellular component (GO): plasma membrane
Molecular function (GO): calcium-activated cation channel activity
Source: RefSeq, a predicted model, not a curated record
CCCAAACCAAACUUGAGAUAUCAAAGGAACAAACUAGGGACAGAACCGGCACUUCACAUAAAUAUAUAAUCAGUUAAAAAAAGUUCAGUAAAGUUGGAGUGAUGUGACACUAUGAACACGAAAAUUCCUUUCUUUGUUUUGUCUUCGCAGCCUGUCUCCAAGAGCCAACUUCCUAAACUUUGUGUUCUUGCUCCAUUUCUACGUUUUCCUUUCCUUCUCUGAAGACAGGGAAUCAGUUUGGGCAGUGAAUGAGUGCACUUGAGUUGUUGGAUUUGAGGAUUUUAUAGGGGUGAUACAUUGGAGCUGCCCGUGAAAAGAUGAUUCUUUCAGCUCUUUUAACUUCUGUUGGGAUCAAUCUUGGUCUUUGCUUCUUGUUUUUUGCCCUAUACUCGAUAUUGAGGAAGCAGCCGGGUAACAUCAAAGUCUAUUCGCCUCGAUUGUUUGGUGAAAGAAAAACUCAACAGGAGGAUGACUUCAACUUGGAAAGAUUGCUACCAUCACCUGGUUGGGUGAAAAGGGCAUGGCAGCCCUCUGAAGACGAAUUAUUGUCAAUUACAGGACUGGAUGCUGCUGUAUUUAUGCGCAUGUUUAUCUUCUGUCUUAGAGUGUUUACUUUUGCCAGUAUCAUUGGAAUCUUUGUUCUUCUGCCAAUUAACUUUUUGGGGAACCAGUUAACAGAUGGUUUUUCUAAUUUGCCAACGAAAUCUCUGGACUCGUUCAGUAUUUCAAAUGUCGAUGAUGGUUCAAACAGGUUAUGGAUUCACUUUUGUGCUGCCUAUAUUUUCACUGGAGUUGUCUGCUAUCUUCUGUAUUAUGAGUAUAACUAUAUUUCAUUGAAAAGAACUGCCUAUUUCUAUUCUUCCAAACCUCAGCCACAUCAGUUUACAAUAUUAGUUCGUGGUAUUCCUACCUCAUCUGAAAGCAGCUUAAGUCAAGUUGUUGAGAACUUUUUCACAGAGUAUCAUCCUUCAACUUAUCUUUCACAUGCAGUGGUCCGUCAAACAAGCAAGAUUCGAAGUCUUAUGAAUGAUGCAGGGAAGCUAUAUAGAAGGCUUGGUCAUUUAAAAUCAACAAAUUCUCAGCAAAGGUUUAAGCGUGAUGGAUUUUUGGGACUCUUUGGUCGAAAAGUUGAUCUGGUGGACCACUAUGAGAAGAAGUUGGAAGAUAUAGAAGAUAAUGUGAGACUAGAGCAAUCAUCAUUGGCAGGAGAGGAAGUUCCUGCUGCUUUUGUGUCAUUUAAGUCAAGGUUUGGUGCUGCAAUAGCUUUACACAUCCAACAAGGGAUUAAUCCCACAGAGUGGGUUACUGAGAAAGCUCCUGAGCCUAAAGAUGUUUACUGGCCUUUCUUUUCUGCAUCAUUUAUAAAAAGAUGGAUCUUCAAGAUAGCAGUGGUUGUUGCAUAUAUUGCUCUUACGAUUCUAUUUCUUAUUCCAGUUGUAUUAGUGCAAGGUCUCACUCAUCUAGAUCAGCUGGAGACCUGGCUCCCCUUUCUAAAAGGUGUACUGAGCCUGACGUUCAUCAGUGAUUUGAUUACAGGAUAUCUUCCAAGUCUCAUUCUUCUUUUGUUCCUAUCUGUAGUGCCUCCAAUUAUGGUAGUCUUUUCCUCCAUUCAAGGAUAUAUUUCCCACAGCCAAAUAGAGAAAAGUGCAUGUAUCAAGCUGUUAUGGUUUACUGUAUGGAACAUUUUCUUUGCAAAUGUACUAUCUGGAUCCGCUCUCUCUAUGGUCAAUAUCUUCCUUGAGCCCAAGAAAAUUCCCAGCCUGCUAGGUGAAGCUGUUCCAGCACAGGCAUCAUUCUUCAUUGCCUAUGUAGUGACAUCUGGGUGGACCAGUCUGUCGUCAGAACUUUUUCGUCUGAUUCCUCUUCUUUACAGUUUCAUGCGAAGUCUAUUUGCAGGGAAAGAUGGAGUUGAUGAUUUUGAAAUUCCUUCAAUCCGUUACCACAGUGAAAUUCCCAGGGUUCUCUUCUUUGAACUUCUUGGUGUUACUUAUUUCUUCCUCGCCCCACUAAUUUUGCCAUUCCUCUUGGUUUACUAUUGCCUGGGAUACAUCAUCUAUCGCAACCAGUUCUUGAAUGUAUAUGCACCCAAGUUUGAAACUGGUGGAAAGUUUUGGCCAAUAGUGCACGAUUCAACAAUUUUUUCUUUAGUGCUGAUGCAUAUUAUCGCAAUUGGAAUAUUCGGCCUUAAGAAGCUUCCUCUAGCAUCCGGUUUAAUUAUCCCUCUUCCAGUUCUCACACUUAUAUUCAAUGAAUACUGUCGAAAGAGGUUCCUGCCCAUAUUCAAAGCUUACCCUACUGAGUGUUUGAUAAAGAAAGAUAGAGGAGACCAGAAUGAUCCAACCAUGACUGAAUUUCUGGAAAAAUUACCCACUGCAUAUCAGGAUCCAGCUUUGAUGCCAGUCCAAUAUUCCAGAAGUGAUGAUGGGCGCAGCUCUCCCCUUCUUGGUGCAGCUGAAGUUUAAAGCCAGUAAUUUUUGCUCUUUGUGGUCCUUGGAUAUUAAAAAUCAGGCAUGCUAAACUUGAACAGUUACAAACUCGUUCGUUGUUGUUCAUAAUGCUAAUGAAAUGAAAUUCCUUCUGUCCAUUUACCGGCAAAGAUGGCCAGUUUGUAUUUUGUACAUAUGAAUCAUGACAAUUCUCAAUUCAUGAGUGGGAGCAUGAGAAAUUUGUUAUACUGGCCCGGAUGUUUGUCAGUUCUGUGUCACUAGAGUAGUAGAGUUUCUUCCUAUAAACUUUUAUGUGCAGUUUCUGUCGCAGCUACUGUUGCAUUAAUACAUUGCUUAUUGUCAGCUUUUGACUAUAGAUAAUGUCUUGGAUGAGCUGAAGCUUUCUGAAGCACUUAUUUCAUCCCACUCUCCGGUAAUCGAUCUGAUUAAGCCUUGUCCAUUGGCAUCCUUUUGAUUCACAUGGAUCAGGUGCGCACUUAUCUGGAUAAAUUCAGAGAUGGUUUUAAGUAUUGAUAGGUUAGGUUGA